Messenger RNA from Fukomys damarensis (Damara mole-rat), 1328 nucleotides. RefSeq names its product BMP/retinoic acid-inducible neural-specific protein 3. Lineage: Eukaryota; Metazoa; Chordata; Mammalia; Rodentia; Bathyergidae. Gene Ontology annotation, biological process: negative regulation of mitotic cell cycle; positive regulation of neuron differentiation. The record is from RefSeq and is a predicted model, not a curated record. The annotation marks the transcript as partial. The transcript has a single exon.
GAUCAGGUGGUCUGCACGGCCUUCCUGCCCUGCACUGUGGGGGACGCCUCUGCCUGCCUGACCUGCGCUCCUGACAACCGCACCCGCUGUGGCACCUGCAACACUGGCUACAUGCUGAGCCAGGGACUCUGCAAGCCUGAAGUCGCAGAGUCCACUGAUCACUACAUUGGCUUUGAGACUGACCUGCAAGAUCUGGAGAUGAAGUACCUGUUACAAAAGACGGACAGACGAAUUGAAGUCCAUGCCAUUUUUAUCAGCAAUGACAUGCGCCUCAAUAGUUGGUUUGACCCUUCCUGGCGCAAGCGGAUGCUCCUCACCUUGAAGAGUAACAAGUACAAGUCAAGCCUGGUCCAUAUGAUCUUGGGGAUCUCUUUGCAGAUUUGCUUAACUAAAAACAGCACCUUGGAACCAGUCUUGGCUAUUUAUGUCAAUCCUUUUGGAGGCAGCCACUCCGAGAGCUGGUUCAUGCCUGUGAAUGAAAACAGCUUUCCAGACUGGGAGCGGACUAAGCUGGACCUCCCCCUGCAGUGUUAUAACUGGACACUGACUCUGGGGAACAAAUGGAAGACAUUUUUUGAGACAGUACACAUCUACCUGAGGAGUCGCAUCAAGUCAAAUGGCCCGAACGGCAAUGAGAGCAUUUACUACGAACCUUUGGAGUUUAUGGAUCCUUCCCGGAACCUGGGCUACAUGAAAAUCAACAACAUUCAAGUGUUUGGCUACAGCAUGCACUUUGACCCUGAAGCAAUUCGGGACCUGAUUUUGCAACUGGACUACCCCUAUACUCAGGGAUCCCAGGAUUCAGCACUUUUGCAACUACUAGAGAUAAGAGACCGUGUAAAUAAACUCUCCCCACCUGGUCAGCGUCGUCUAGAUCUUUUCUCUUGCUUGCUUCGUCAUAGACUCAAGCUGUCGACGAGUGAAGUGGUGAGGAUCCAAUCCGCUCUGCAGGCAUUCAAUGCCAAAUUGCCAAACACAGUGGAUUAUGACACAACCAAAUUAUGUAGUUAACCGUAAAUGUCAAGCACAACCCAAAAUCUUGAAGGAGUUUUUACAGUGCUUUUGUGGAACAGUUUAUGUUUGGAAGAGUAAAUUUAAAUUGUCUUUUCAAUAUCUGUCUUAUAUCAGUCGAUAACAUUGGAUGGCAAUUUUCACACAUGAACUUGCUGACAAUGAAUAUAUUAUACCGCAGUUUUGGUUUAUGAAUGAAAUAAAUACUGACACCAGUCUAGAAGACAUUCUACUUUUUACAAUAAAUUUCGUUUGUAAUUUUAUAUGUUCCGUGGCAAUGCUUUUGUGCAUUACAUCCUCUAGGGGGAACAUAAAAA